Candoia aspera is the source of this 2032-nucleotide messenger RNA. RefSeq names its product vertebrae development associated (gene VRTN). Gene Ontology annotation, biological process: regulation of transcription by RNA polymerase II. The coding region runs from base 2 to 2032 and encodes 676 amino acids. The record is from RefSeq and is a predicted model, not a curated record. Lineage: Eukaryota; Metazoa; Chordata; Lepidosauria; Squamata; Candoiidae. The transcript has a single exon. Gene Ontology annotation, cellular component: chromatin.
AAUGAUCCAGCGACACCAACUAGUACAGUCUGUGCUCCAGGAGCUGCAGGAGGCGACUGAAUGCUUUGGGCUAGAGGGAUUAACUAGCGCAGCCUUGGAAUCUGAGAGGACGUUGUCCUCUUUUUCAUUACCCAGCUAUUGUGGGAGGCAGUUCCAGGAAGAGCUGGAAGUUGACCGCGUAGCUAAAAGUCUCUACCCAGAAGAUGCUCCUCACAAUAUGUUGCCUUUAGUUUGCAAAGGUGAUGGGAACCACUUGUUUGAGGCAGCAAGUGUGCUGUUGUGGGGUAACACUAGCUUAAGUCUGGAGUUACAGGUCCGCACAGCUGUGGAAAUGUUGCUUCACAAGCAGUACUAUUUCAAUGGCAUGAUUGAUUCCAAAGUGAUGCUGCAAGCUGCUCGCUACUCUCUUUGCACAGAGGAAUCUCCUGAGAUGACUAACUUACCUCUGGCCAUCCUAGAGGCUAUCUUUGAUGCUGACAUUAAAGCCACUUGCUUCCCUGGCACCUAUGCCAACAUGUGGCAUGUGUAUGCUCUGGCAUCUGUAUUGCAGUGCAACAUUUAUUCCAUCUACCCAAUGAGUAACCUUAAGAUACGGCCAUACUUCAACCGACUCAUCCGACCUAGAAAGUGUAGCUUGCAAAUCUCUACACUUCACAUCAUGUGGUCAGGGCAGCAGCUUUCUUCUCAGGUUUUCAAAGCUCAAUACUUUGUACCUGUCAUUGGUCUGGAAGAGCUGGAACCCACAACAUCCCUUCCAGAACCUCAGGUUCAGCCUGUGAAGACGCUGGAGUUGCUGAACAAGGAUCCUCAGGUGACUUACUCUAACCUACGUGAAAGAUAUAGCAUUACCAAAAGCACCUUCUAUCGAUGGAAACGCCAGUCACAAGAACAUAGACAGAAAGCAGCUGCCAGAUUUGCAGCCAAACACUUCUUGCAAUCCUGCUUUCAGGAGGGCACCACUGUUCCUCUUCAACACUUCCGACAGUUGUUCCCAGAAAUCUCUCGCUCCACUUACUAUGCCUGGAAGCAUGAGAUGCAAAGUGUCAUCAGUCGUGAGGUCUCUUCCUCUUCUGAUGUUGUCUUGUCCAAGGAUCCUCAUAUGUACAAGCUUCAGGCUAGUCCAGAUGGUGCAGCAAAAUCUGAAGGAGGCCAGAGCUCAAAAAGUCUCCUGAAUCAUACCAAAAAUGGGACCUCCAUGCAAGGAGCCAAGUCUUAUCUGGAAAAAUGCAUUUCCAUGAAUAGUCUUGUGCCAUACAGAAACUUUAAGCAUAGCUUUCCUGGCAUCUCCAGAUCAACAUAUUAUAACUGGAGGAGAAAAGCCAUCAAAGGGAACCCAAAUUUCAAGCCUUCCCAACCUCUUUCUGUAACCCAGAAAUCUCUUAGGACCAGGAAUCCGUAUCUGUCACUAAAGCCAGGAAAGCUGCCUAAUAUGAAGAUGGUCAGUGGACAACGUCCAGAGCCCCAAAUUCUCAUGGGUAUUAAGCCAUCUCUAUACAGUUGGCCAAAGCAACUUCGUGAGUUGGCCAGGAAGCGUGUUUGCCAGUGGAAAAUGCCUUUCUGUAAGUUUCGCCUGCGUUAUCCUAGUGUUUCUUCUACAGCCUAUUGGUUUUGGAGAAAAAAAAGUGUCAGGGAGACCAAAAAACAUUGCCUUUCCUCAAGAACAGUUUCCCAAAAUUUGCAACAGACUCCUACUUCUUCUGAGAUUAGUGGAAAGGCAGAGCUUAAAUUCCUUUCCACACAGCCAAAAGAGUUUGCUCCAGUGUCUGUGGAUAAGCAGAUGCCUAAAUCCUACAGCAAUACAAUUCCAGGUUAUCCAACAUCUGAAAAAGUCAAUAGCAGCAUGUUUGUAAUGGAUGUGAUUGCCACAGCUCAGUUCAAAGCCCAGGCCAAGCUGUUUCUCCAGCAGCGUUUUGAAUCAAAGACCUUUCCAACAUACAAGGAGUUCAGAGCCCACUUUCCCCUAACGGCACGCUCCACUUACUACAUGUGGAAACGUGCCCUUCAUGAUGGGCUAACUCUAGUGGAUGCUUAG